AUGCCGGUCUUGAUCAUAACGGAGGAACUACGGCCCAUAAACCACACCAAACCGCAUGUUUUUCGGUAUGCAAUGGUGACUCGCGAAUAUAAAAGCGGAGGCAUUAGAGCACCCUCUUCAGUUUGCAUUCAAAUAUACGAGUACUACAAUCAACAAUCCGCGAGUUCCACCAGUACAACAACACAACCUUUUGUCACACCAUAUCAAUAUCACUUUGCUGCCUACUUACAAUGCCCUACUUCCGCUUCUGGCUAUGAGGAACACUGGUCCAAAGUCGGACGAUCGCUUUGCAGCGACGAGCAACGCACGCAACUGAAAACGAUAGAAGAGCAAGGCAUAACGAAUUUCAUACUCUGCAAUGACCACAACAGGAGCACUAAUGGAUUUUUGCUGGACGCCGGCAUACAAGCGAUACCGCAAUUAUUGCGUCUGCUCUUCCACGACACCGCGCGACUACACUUUCGUUUGAGUUUCUAUACGCGCGUCUUGAACGAAACAGAUUUUCUUUUCGCCAGCAGCGAACUAACGUUGGAGCAUCACCUGGACAUUAGCGAGACUGUGGAUGUGCUAUUCCUUAUGUUGCUGGAGAAAAUCGAGGCUUAUAUGUAUGCCUGCUAUCCGACGCGCGCUGCGGAGUAUAGCGUGAAGCGCAUAAAGAUUUACGUAUAUCGCGAACUUAUCACUAGCACAUCCUCGUUAAACGCGCUACCGAAAUACAUACUACCGCUACAGUAUCGUGUGAAGCAUGCCACCGCAGCGCCAGCCACAAAGCCGAUCAGCGCGGAGACUGCUGACGACGCGAAUCUUUACUGUUUCCGCGUUUGUGCGCGCACACAAGAUUGUAUGUACUUCCUUAUCAGCCCGGUAAAUGUCCAAGCAAUACAUGCUCUACUGAAGUACAGCGCGCACAACAAACUUGGGAUCGCGUUGGCUGUGGCGCUCAUUAUAUAAAGUUGCA
This is a messenger RNA of Zeugodacus cucurbitae (melon fly), 958 nucleotides long. Its product is annotated as protein terminus-like. The transcript is spliced from 2 exons. The coding region runs from base 1 to 951 and encodes 316 amino acids. Lineage: Eukaryota; Metazoa; Arthropoda; Insecta; Diptera; Tephritidae. The record is from RefSeq and is a predicted model, not a curated record.